Annulohypoxylon truncatum is the source of this 624-nucleotide messenger RNA. RefSeq names its product ribosomal protein. The coding region runs from base 116 to 475 and encodes 119 amino acids. Lineage: Eukaryota; Fungi; Ascomycota; Sordariomycetes; Xylariales; Hypoxylaceae. Gene Ontology annotation, molecular function: structural constituent of ribosome; mRNA binding. Gene Ontology annotation, cellular component: cytosolic small ribosomal subunit; ribosome. Gene Ontology annotation, biological process: translation. The record is from RefSeq and is a predicted model, not a curated record. The transcript is spliced from 3 exons.
ACAACUUCAAACAACCACAACUCGUAUGUGCAACACUCUCCUCCCUUCUUAAACGAGACCCUCAAUUAUUCGGAAAUUUGAGAUCUAACAUUUAAUCAAACAGAACACCGUCACCAUGGUCAAGAAGAGAAAGAACAACGGCCGCAACAAGAAGGGCCGCGGCCACACCAAGCCCAUCCGCUGCAGCAACUGUUCGCGAUGCACUCCCAAGGACAAGGCAAUCAAGCGCUUCACCAUCCGCAACAUGGUCGAGUCUGCCGCCAUCCGUGAUAUCUCGGAUGCCUCCGUCUUCGCCGAGUACACGGUUCCCAAGAUGUACCUCAAGCUGCAGUACUGUGUCUCUUGCGCUAUCCACGGCAAGAUCGUCCGUGUCCGAUCGCGUGUAGGUCGCCGUAACAGGGCACCUCCCCCUCGUGUGCGGUACAACAAGGAUGGCAAGAAGGUGACUCCCACGCAGACUGCCAAGGUUGCCUAAAUGGUUUCGUUACGGUGUCUCGGGGAAUGAACAGGGUCUGGGAUGAAUCAGGUCAUCGGAAAUGGUUUCGCUUUGCAUGAAAAACGGUUUUCGGCAUGAUUUUCCAGAUAAUGACUUCUAUGAAUGAAAAGUCAUAUUGCCAUGAUGAA